Aspergillus mulundensis is the source of this 402-nucleotide messenger RNA. RefSeq lists its product as uncharacterized. NCBI's taxonomy places the organism in Eukaryota, Fungi, Ascomycota, Eurotiomycetes, Eurotiales, Aspergillaceae. Bases 1 to 402 code for a protein of 133 amino acids. The record is from RefSeq and is a predicted model, not a curated record. The transcript has a single exon.
AUGGACAUCAGAGACACCUCUCAGGACGACCUGCGGACAAUCGUUCUUCUCGUCACUCGCCAUACCACCAGCGAGCCGCUUCUCCCCGAAGAUAUGGUCGUUCUAGGCCUAUGGAAAGGCAUGACUUAUAUCGGCCCCGGUCGCUCACGCGCUCGCGGUCCCGAUCACCUCGUCGCUCUCGAUCAUUCUCUUCAAGGUCUCCAUCGGUAUCCCCACCAAGAAAAAGGGUGCGAGCGCAGGGUUCCAGUCCUCGUCGUGGCAGCCGUCGCAGCCCCAGCUACAGCAGCUACGACUACAGCAGUCGUAGCAGGAGUCGAAGCGCUAGUAGAGAUAGGGGUCGCAACCAGCGGGGCUUACCGAGGAGGUAGCUCCUACGACUUGCAAUUAUCUUCCUAUCUCUAA